AUGUCUGAAGCGGACACCUACCUCGACAUCGCCGCCAACCGGCGCUCCAUUUACAACCUGACCGGCGAAUCGACCAUCUCGGACGAGAAGCUCGAGGAACUGGUCAAGAAGACCCUGUUGGUGACUCCAUCCGCAUUCAACACCCAGAGCGCCCGCAUCAUUGUCCUCCUGGGCGACCAGCACAGAAAGCUAUGGGACAUUGUCAAGGCAGCCGUUGCGCCGCACGUGGCCGGUAGCCAAGAGCGAGCCGCCGCUACGGAGGCGAAGCUGAGUUCCUUCCAAGCCGCAUAUGCUUCGAUCCUGUUCCUCGAAGACCCCUCCACGUACGACCCGCUCUCGUCGUUCGUGACGUACGCCGACAAAUUCGAAGCGUGGCGAGAGCAAGGGAGCGGCAUGCAUCAAUUGGUGCUCUGGACCGCGCUGGAGGCGGUGGGGCUGGGGGUCAACGUACAGCAUUACAAUCCGCUCAUCGACGAGGAGGUGAAGAAGACGUGGUCCAUUGAUGAGAAGUGGAAGCUGGUAGCUCAGAUGGUCGUCGGGAAGCCGGCGGGCGAGAGACCCAGUGCGAAGGAGCAGAAGCCGCUGGAGAGUAGAUACCGCAUCAUUUCUUGA
This is a messenger RNA of Cladophialophora psammophila CBS 110553, 612 nucleotides long. RefSeq lists its product as uncharacterized. The record is from RefSeq and is a predicted model, not a curated record. Lineage: Eukaryota; Fungi; Ascomycota; Eurotiomycetes; Chaetothyriales; Herpotrichiellaceae. The transcript has a single exon. Gene Ontology annotation, biological process: cellular response to oxidative stress. The coding region runs from base 1 to 612 and encodes 203 amino acids.